This is a messenger RNA of Daldinia childiae, 2925 nucleotides long. RefSeq lists its product as uncharacterized. Gene Ontology annotation, molecular function: small GTPase binding. Gene Ontology annotation, biological process: protein import into nucleus. The transcript is spliced from 5 exons. The record is from RefSeq and is a predicted model, not a curated record. Bases 1 to 2925 code for a protein of 974 amino acids. Gene Ontology annotation, cellular component: nuclear membrane; cytoplasm. Lineage: Eukaryota; Fungi; Ascomycota; Sordariomycetes; Xylariales; Hypoxylaceae.
AUGGCUGCGAACGGAGCGCAGCAGGGUUUCGGACCCGAUGAGGUGCACCAGGCUAUGCUGACUAUGCGGGGUGGGGACUCGGAUAAGAAGAAGAAAGCCCAUGAAUAUCUAGAACUCUUCCAGAAAUCGUCGGCAGCAUGGACCACGACCAUCACGAUAUUACAGUCAAAUGCCGAAGCGGACAUCAAGUUAUUCGCAGCGACGACACUGAGAGGGAAGAUAACAUACGACCUGUCAACCCAAGUACCCGCGCCUGAGAUCCCAGCCGUGAGAUCUCAAUUGUUAGCGCUCUUGAAACGUUUUGCGCCAGGGCCGAAGCCGAUCAGGGUACAACUAUGUGUGUGUCUAGCAAUCUUAGCCAUACAGAUGCAAGAUUGGAAAGACGUGCUACCUGUUGUGGUGUCAUCCCUCGGCGAUGAUGUCGAAAGCCAUGCCUGCAUCUUGGACUUCCUUAGGGUUCUACCAGAAGAGGUGACCGAGGGGCGAAAAAUUACCCUAACAGAUGAAGAGCUCACGUUGAGAACCGCCGAGUUAUUAGAAGGAAAUGCUCCACAAGUGGUGCAACUCCUGAUUAAUUAUGCCCAUUCAUCGCCGGUGGCUGCGACAAAUCCUCAACUUUUUGAAUGCAUAACGUCCUGGCUACGCGAGGUUCCUAUCAACGAGAUCGUCAAAUCCCCUCUAUUAAACAUUGUUUUCAAUGCCCUUGAGAGCGAUGUCUCUUUCACAGCAGCUGCCGAGUGCAUUUGUACUAUGGUCAGAGAGACUAGGGAGAUAGAUGACAACAUAGAAACCAUCCAGGUACUUUUACCGCGGGUUGUUGCUUUGCAGCCCAAGAUUCAAAAAGUGGCCGAAGAAGAAGAUUUCGAGUCAUACAAAGCUCUCACCAGGCUGUUGGGCGAGGCCGGUUCUUCGUGGGCCGUUGCCAUUGCCCGGGAACCAAGUCAUUUCAGAGCCCUUGUCGAUGCCAUUCUCGAGUGCGCCGCAAGAGAUAAAGACAGAGAAGUUAUCGAAUACACUUUCGAAUUCUGGUACGAACUUAAGCAGUAUCUUGUACUAGAUAAGUAUAUACAGUCCCGUGUAGAUCUCGUGGACGUAUAUGCGAAAGUUGUCGAUAUUCUCCUUAAACAUCUCGAGUAUCCUGACUCGGUGUCUGGUAACGAAAAGGAUUUGUUUGACGGAGACAGGGAAGCAGAAGAGAAGUUCCGUGAGUUCCGACACCACAUGGGAGAUACCUUAAAGGACUGUUGCGAGAUCAUGGGCGUUUCCGAGUGUCUAGCAAAGGUUCUUGAUGCUAUCAAGGUCUGGAUGCAAAAAUACGCGGGCCUGGCGAACGGUGCCUCAGUCCCCCACUGGCAACAGCUAGAAGCUCCGUUGUUCUCUAUGCGAGCGAUGGGCCGUAUGGUUACCAAGGACGAGGAAACCGUUCUACCCCAACUCAUGCCCCUCCUAGUACAAAUGCCAGCUCAUGAGAAGCUACGUUUUGCGACAAUCAUGGUGCUGGGUAGAUACACAGAGUGGACAGCUGCUCACCCAGACUUUCUCAGUCCCCAGUUUAACUAUAUCGUUUCUUCUUUUGACACAAACUCAAAAGAGAUUAUGGGAGCCGCCGCUAUGGCGAUCAAAUAUUUCUGUAUGGAUUGCAGAAGUCUCCUCAGGAACCAGAUCGUCCAACUUCAACAAUUCUACGAUCAAGUUCUAGAUAAACUUCCUACGCUUAGCCAAGAAGAGAUCACCGAAGGCGUCGCGACGGUAGUAUCAGUGCAGCCGCCGGAAGAGAUAUUCAAACUGCUCAAGCUCUUCUGCGACCCCUUAGUUCAGAGGCUGAUGGCCAAGGCCAACAAUGCGAUAGACAAAGAGAAGAAGCUAGCAGUUGCUGACCAUUUACAGUUGAUUACACUCUUCACCCAGUGCGUCGUGGUCCUACCCCCUGUCCCGCUAGGUCAGGAAGAUCCCGCAGUGAAAUAUUGGCAAGAGGUUUUCCCGAUAUUGUCAAAGAUCCUGGAAAAUUUCCUUGACUUUACCCCAAUCUGCGAAAGAAUCUGUCGAUGCUGGAGAUUCAUGGUGAUUGCCCAUAGGGGAGCCAUGGCACCAAUCCUCCCAGAUAUGGCAAAUCAGCUAGCGAGUGGAUUCGCCACGUCGAAACAAGGCUGUUUCCUAUGGGUCACUGGUGCUAUUCUGCGAGAGUUCUCCGAUGAUCGAGAGCACGUGGAACAGGCUAUGACAGAGCAUAUAUACGUUUUCUUCGAGGCCCAAGCUACAAAUGUGCUCCGUUUCCUCAGCACGCUAUCACCGACAGACCUCCCGGAUGUGACUGAGGAUUUCUUCCGCCUGGUUGUCGACGGAUUGUUGUAUUACCCUCAGAAAUUUAUCCCAUCAUCGAUAUUCGGUCCCGUGUUCGAAGCCGCCCUCUCCGUUCUCGUCUUAGAGCAACGCGAGCCUUUGUCUGCUACUCUUCAUUAUAUCCGAGAUGUUCUUGGAUGGGGUACCGCAUUUUCGCCUCCGUCAUACGACAAUAUGUCGGCCCCAGUAGCUGAACAGCUAAAGGUUCUCGUGAAGCAACUCCUAUUAGCCCAGGGGGAGACAUUAAUCAAGCGAUUACUCGCUGGCAUGAUGAUCACAUUCCCGAAAGAUUGUUUUGCUGAUGCUAGUGGUGCCCUGCUAACACUAUUCGAGAUUUUACCUGAUCAGACGGCAGCGUGGGUGGACCAAACGCUCCGAUUGCUACCUGAGGGGACCGUCUCAGCCACGGAGGUAGAUCGUCUCAUGACGAAGAUCAAGGAGAAGCUUAGCACCAAUGAUACGGGCGACGUACGACAAAUACGAUCAAUUCUCCAAGACUUCACCAACACUUACCGAAGGAGAUACGUUGCGCCCCGAGACGGCUUAGGGGCGUUGGAGGGAGCACGAUUCCGAUUCGCUGGUUAG